Molecule: messenger RNA, 624 nt
Organism: Fusarium falciforme
Lineage: Eukaryota; Fungi; Ascomycota; Sordariomycetes; Hypocreales; Nectriaceae
Exons: 1
Coding region: 1-624 (207 amino acids)
Source: RefSeq, a predicted model, not a curated record
AUGUCAUGUCAACGCAUCGACAAGCUCGUUUCUUCCACGCUCCGGUUUCUUGACGACGUCGCAGGAAAAUGGGAGGCAAUUCUUCCCCAUGAUAAUCUACCGCCAAGUUUCGGCAACACACGGAAAUGGGUUGCUCUUGUACAGGAGAUUCUGGGGGUUAUCCAGGAUCAGCGGAAGGCGAAUAGCCUGGAUCCCGAUGACCCAGCAAUUCUCGAUGCUCUGGAAUCGACCAAAGGAGCUGCCAAAAGCUUGUUGGCCAUCUUUAGAGUUGUAGCGGAUACCUCUGAAACCGAGAGAGGAAAUUGCUAUGAGGAGUUUCUGCGAAAACCAAACGCCAGCGGGAUCGAGGUGGUCCUACUGCAGCUUUUGCAAGGGCCCCAGGAGCUUGUCAACGAAUGCAUCAUCGAAGCGACGGUCGACCAGGAUCAUCAACUGGCAGAAGCCAUCGAAGAGCUGACUUUGUCACAGCCACCUAUGCCAAUGAACCAGGCGGCAGCGGUGGCUCAUUAUGGAAAGGGGGAUCUAUUCAGCAAUCUAGCCAAUGGGCAUCAAAAUAUCAACAAGGGAACUGGAGCGCAAUACAUUGCUGAGCGGAUGAGCUGGGCUGGUCAAUCGAACCCAUGA